Molecule: messenger RNA, 1263 nt
Organism: Physcomitrium patens
Lineage: Eukaryota; Viridiplantae; Streptophyta; Bryopsida; Funariales; Funariaceae
Source: RefSeq, a predicted model, not a curated record
AUGGAUUGCCACAAAAGGAGAGGAAGAGCAAAGCAGGAGCAGUGGCUGGCUGCAGCUCGGGCUGCUUCAGCUAUGGCACCCCCGCGCCUACUCUCGCUGCCUACUCCACUGCUGCUCAAUUGCGCCUCGGAGUCGCGACCAUGUCUCGGGCGAAACACUACUGCAGGGUCCAGAUCCGAGGAGAAGCGUCGAGUGCGGUUCGAUAGAACUGUGGCCGACACAUCACGGCCCACGGAGCUUGGAUUGCGCUCUUGUAGCAAGAAGUUGAGAGCAUGUAUCGUCUUUGCUGAUCAUGAAUCUGGCUAUGGGCCAUCAUCAUCAUCUUCUUCGUCACGAAACCAAUACCCUGACAAUGAGAAUGAGGAGAAUGAUAAGGCAGAUGAUGACUCUUCAAAGAUUGGCAAGGAAGACGAAGCUUUAAUGUCUGAUGAGGAACGACUUGCGGAGGAGCAAGCAAGAAGACGGCGAGAGGAAUUAGUACGACAAGCGUUGGAAGAAGCCAGAAUCAAGAAGGAAGUUGAAACAUUAUUCAAGUUGAGCCAGCAAGCUUAUGGCCGUGGUGUUUAUGAUAAGAGUGUUGAAAUGUUGGAAGAUGCUCUUACAAAAGUUCCAGGUGGCACUAAUCUUGGUGGCGAGAUGCAGCUUUGGCUGGCUUUGGCAUACGAUGCAAUGGGUCGACAUGCGGAUUGUAUUGCUGUGUACAAGCGUUUGGAGAGCUCUCAUCCUAACAAGAACCUUCGAAAGCAGGCUGCUGAUUUACGAUUCAUUGCCGAGGCGCCCAAGCUGAAAAUUUCACAGGAUGAAAUGGUCAAAAUCCCUUUGAUGGAAAAGGACUUCGAUAGGAAAGCUAAGAGAUGGAGCCAGCUUGUGAAAGAGAAAAGGAGAAAGCCUAUGAAAAAAUCAGCUCAAUCUAAGGACUAUCUAGAAGAUUGGUUGGUAUGGAAGCCUCCUCGUUGGGAAAAAAGUCCGUACUUUUGGGUAGCUAUAACAGUUUGGCUUACUUUGGUUGGGUUUUCACUCAUUUUUCAAAACUGAUCCAUUUCUUCAUUUUAGAUGGCAUGUGGAUUCUUGUAGUAUGAUAAUUACUCGACUAAUGAAGCCCUCAUCAAGGAGGUUGUACAAAAUGGAAGUCUCAAGUUUGGUAGAGCCAACCUGCAAUAGAUUUGAAGGAUGUUGUGAACAUUGUAGACUGAAGUCCAUGCAUGUAAGUAUUGCAUUUUACAUCGUGGCUAAGCAAAAUCUGUAACAAUUUUUUCCCACACA